CUCCAGCGGCCCAGCGCGCGUCCCCGCAUGCGCAUGCGUCCAUGUGCUGGGAGGAAAAAAGGGAACGCGCUGUAACAGUGAGAAAGCGUUCCAGUAAACCGCUAUAUCUGCGUGAGGACUUCAUACCCGCCACGCCAACAGUAAACUACUCUCCGCGGUUCUUGCUUUCACUAUAUUUCUUCAGAGGGAUGAGCUUUAAUGCUCACGCCACAUCCUCGCUUCUGUCCGUGUGUGCGCUUUGCUGGCGGACGCAUAUUUCUCGUUUUCCCACGCAGUGAUUAUCACCAAAAGCAACGUGAACUUGGUGGCAACAUCACUGUACAGGACAACAGGCUCGCUCCACGGAUUAAACCUCAUCUGUCGGGCAGCAGUGCUGCAUGGUGCCUUAGGCUUGUCCCAGUUCUCCUCUUCUUCAUCUCCUUUGUCACAUACUACUGUUCCUAUGCCAUACUUCAAAGCUACGGAGGCACCAGCAAGUCUCUGAACAGUAGCAAGUCGCUGUGUGGUGGCUGGCUAACCCAGAAGAAGUGGGAGAGCCUUAACUUUAACAUUAGCAGACAGACACAGCUCUUUCUGAAACUGGAGGAUUUUUUCUGGCGGGAGCAUCUGUCAAAUCUGGCAUUACCUUAUGGCAUUAAGGGCAGUGAGCUGCUGCUACUGAAAGUCCUGGCUGUAACUGCAAAUUAUCAGUUGCCAGCCAACAUUGAAAACCUUGAAUGCAGAACCUGUGUAGUCAUAGGCAAUGGUUUUGCCAUUAAAAACAGCUCCUUGGGAGGCAUCAUCAACAAAUAUGACGUGGUCAUUCGGUUGAAUGAUGCCCCAGUGAAAGGCUAUGAGGAGGACGUAGGAAACAAGACCACCAUGAGGUUCUUCUACCCCGAGUCGGCCUCUUACAACCCUGGACUGCACAACGAGCCUGGAACACUUAUGGUCAUGGUGCCUUUCAAGCAGCAAGAUCUACGGUGGCUCAAAGAGAUCCUCUAUAAUGAGAAGAGGGUCAGGAAAGGCUUUUGGAAGCCCCCUCCCCAAAUCUGGCUUGGUGACGUCAGUAAAAUCAGAGUGCUGGAUCCCCACUUUCUGCACCAGACUGCCGACAGACUGCUCCGGAUCCCUCAGCAUCCCAAAAGUAAACAGAAGCCAGUGCAUCCUACCACGGGUAUCCUCGCUGUGUUUGUAGCUCUUAACUACUGUGAUGUGGUCCACGUAGCCGGUUUUGGAUACCCUAACUCAAAGAGCCAAAGGCACCCUAUCCAUUACUAUGGAUAUGACACCAUGAAGUCUAUGAAGAAUUCCUACCAUGACCUCAAUCAUGAAGCUGAAGCCUUAAAAAGACUGGAGGAUUCAGGAGCCAUUUUAUACCUGCACCCACAUUUAUGAUACACACACUUUUCCAGUCGAUUUAAUCCCAAAAAAUACUAAACACCAAAUCAUAUUUGAAUUUGGACGGGUCACCCGAUCCAGAUUACAUCCUAAUGUGCCUUCUGCAGUGAGAUACAAGACAUUUUGUUGGUGCAUUAAAUCAUAAGUGUCAUAGAUCAAGCUCUGAUGAAUGUUUAUUUACUUGGCACCUUAUAUUCUGUACAACUGAAAGACCAGAAAAGUGAUUUAACUGCUUUUUAAACAGCUUUUCUUCGAUUUGCCAUGUAGAAUAACCUUGGCUAAGCACUAACGAUUAAAGGUUACUGCGUAACGAUUAAAGGUGUGUAACAUUUCUGGGUUUUGAAUCAUGACUAAAAUUUAGUUUACACUAACUGUACACGUGGUGACCCAGUUACAUCAGAUUAUGUGGGAUAUUGGAUAGUUCCAAUGCUCUGAUGUUGUUUUUAAGGCUGUGUAAUAACGUGGGUUUAUGAAUGCCACAUCGUAGGAAUUAAGCAUUUCAGAUAUACUGUUUGAAUGUUUUUUGUUUUCUGUCCAGAGAUUCAAUGCCUAUCACUAAGAUGUAAAACUAAUCAACCCGGAUUAUUUCUUGCUGUAAACACUCACUGUGGUUUAAGAUUCAUUUUCAGUUUUAUAAAUUCAGUUUUUUCUUAUGAACUAAAAAUCAGCUUUAAGGUGAAGGGUGUGUUAGAAUCUAUGGGGAUUUUUUGAGAACUGUACUUUCAAUGUCUUUUAGUUUCAAUGAAAGGAAAAUGACCUGAUUACAAACCUGAUUUACACAGUUAGCUGGAUUAGGGUGACGUUUCUUUUAGAUUUCUUGGACUGGAAAUACUAUUUGUAUUUUGCUCAUUGUUUUAAUUCACAUCAGUUGUCUUUGUUUUUUAAUUUAUUUAAUCUUUUUGUUUUUCAAAACUUUACUGGUAAAUGGUACCACUGGAUAUUUUUUAUUGUACAGAAUUAAAUAAAAUUUUAAUAAAGAGGAAAUCAAAAUGAA
This is a messenger RNA of Dicentrarchus labrax (European seabass), 2374 nucleotides long. It is a transcript of the gene st3gal4, whose product is annotated as ST3 beta-galactoside alpha-2,3-sialyltransferase 4. The record is from RefSeq and is a predicted model, not a curated record. Lineage: Eukaryota; Metazoa; Chordata; Actinopteri; Moronidae. The coding region runs from base 199 to 1377 and encodes 392 amino acids. The transcript has 10 exons. Gene Ontology annotation, molecular function: sialyltransferase activity. Gene Ontology annotation, biological process: glycolipid biosynthetic process.